AGACGACCUUCACGACAGUUCACGACCUUCUACGUGUAUCCAUACCUUGAUCAUCGACUCCAAAUACCCCGAACCUAUACCCAAUAUUCAGCUGUAACAAGGGUUUUUAGUCCAUGUCCCAGCCAAGAAACGACUCCGAAGCUCGUGGCGGCGGCAGUGGAAACGGACCCUCCCGCUCGGGCUCUCGUAACUCUACGCGCCCAGCACAAGACUCUACCAACAGCCGACCUACCUCAUCCAACUCUCGACGUAGCCAUGGAUCACGAAGAUCCCGUCGUUCUUCACAAUCCGUAGGACCGACGGUGUACGAUACCGCCACAGAUGCGGAGACCGUCACGAAUUUCACCGACGUCGAAGCACCUUCGUACGACUCCUCUCCACGUCGUCCAGGAUCUCGGAUCUCGCGCGAAUCAUCGCAAGGAUCGGAAAAGGGCUCGUAUCUUAAGCAUGAGCCUCUUGCCCAGAAAGAGCCAGGACCUUCGAGUAGGUCCAGGAGAGGUGGGAGAGGAAGGGGAAGCAGGAGUAGUUCGGUGGCGAGUAGUGAUGUGAGCGAUGCGGUGCCUGAAUCGUCGGUAGCUGGGUUGAGUAGUGCAGGGCCGAGUAGUGGUGGUGGUAGGAGGAGAAGGCGAAGGAGGGGUAGGACAGAAGGCGAACCAUUACCUGUUCUCGACGAGGAUGCGGCUGAAUUACCUGCGGAAACCAGCCAACAGGCACCACAGUCUGCUCCGCAAACCGGAGGCGACAAAGCUGUUGAUGAUGGCAAGAAUAAAAAAUCAGAUACGUUGAAGCUCAGACUGGACCUGAAUCUGGAUGUCGACAUCCAACUCAAAGCCAAGAUCAAGGGAGACAUAACGUUGUCUCUGCUGCAAGGUUGAGGCGUCCCUUCAGUCUUGCUAUUUUUCUACGACCGUCGAACUCGUAUCGCAUACGUUCACGGGGAGUCUCGGGGUUGCCCUCGGUAUUGACAGACAUCUGGUGGAAUUAGGGUUUAUGGUUUCUGUCUCUUUGAUAUCCCUGGUUUUUUUGCUUCCUGGGUUAUAACAAUCGACAAUACUGAUGGACUACAGAGACUGCUUGAAUUUACUGCUCAUCCAUACUCAUGAUAGCGCGUAGUAGCCGUUUAUCAAAGGUGUCCGGCGCCUUCACUCGCCAGCGUCCUACAUGACCUCUCUUUUAUUGGAUGGCCAUCGACCCCUCCAUGCAGCCCAAAUUAGACAUAGUUCUCGACAGCGCUGUUGUGAGGACUUCACAAACAAUGCCAGAUGAGUCCAAGGGCGCGCCACAUGGUGCCACUCGGUCAAUUUGCUGAUGCGCGUGACAUGCCACGUGAGGCCCUCUUUUGUUCCAAACAUGGUAUUUCCUUUCAAGGCCGAAGUCGUUGUUGUUCGAGCGAAGGUCCAAGGAGCACUUGUCAUCGACGACACAUUCCAGACAUACUGAUAAGGCCAAUCAGACAAACGUGACAAUUACGAUGCCGUCAGCAUUAGCGGCGUAUAGUGCCAAUGACUACCUCAAGAACCAAACGUCAGCCAGCAGGAACAAAAGACACAUCCUCGAACUGCACAACGAUACAUUUGUGGACGUUAUUUUCCCCUUGCUCGACAUCCGUGAUAUAUUCCGAUUACGACGGACAUGCAAACUUCUCUAUUCUCUGACACACCAACCGAUAGUCUGGAAACGUAUCCUGCAACGAUUCCCUCUCCCUCUUCCUCCCCUUCCACCGACAUCCCGUUACUCGUGGGAGAACCUCAGUUCUUUGGAGACUGAGCGCUUGAUCAUGCGAUCUCUCUCCCUGGAGGCCAACUGGCUCUCGCGGGCACCCAAGACCCGAACAGGCUGGCAGGUUCCAGCAUAUUACGACGUUUGCUCUCUUAAGUUCGCUCCUGGAGGAAGAUUCCUGGUCGCCUCCGUCAGGGAUGCUGGAGUAAACAACUACGCGCUUCUUCUGUUUGUGCUUGAUCACAGAGUCAUGAAAUGUUACCCCAUCGCCAAAUACUCCUGCGUUUCGAAGGCCUAUCAUCUCGAGGUCAAGCGCAACGUAUCGGAAUUCAGUGACGACCACAACAUAGACUUCCCGAUCCCCGUCCGCUAUGAGGUUGAAGUCCUCCGCGUAUCACUCGAAACGCUCGAAGAACUAUGCGAUCCCCGCUUCUACCCAGGCACUGAGGCCUAUCGUGCAACCGCCAUGGAGGCCCAGAAACCUUUUCAAGUGAUUAGCCGCAUCCGCGCCACAGAGGCUCUAGAGCAUGUAGCGUUGGGCGAGAUGGGUGGGCAGCCAUUUGUGGCGGUGGCGAGGCGACCAAACCAACUCAUCAUCAAGAAUUUGGAGACAGGUGUACAGGGGAAGUUGACCAUGUUGCAUUGUCCUGGGAUUCCUUUUAUUGAUGACGCAUACUAUCAGGUCAACGGCAUCAGAAUUCUGGCUCAUGAGCGCAAAGUCUUGAUCGUUCGUACUUACGUGGCGCCUACCUUGGGUCACGGCUGUGACUCCUUUUUAAUUAUCGAAAGGUUCAAGGUUCCCCUGCGCGGCGAGAUCGUGACUAGAGAUUCUCAUGACCGCACUUACUUGGCAUCCCCUCGAGGAUUCACUCAUGUAUCGGUCUCGGACCAUUAUGUCCCCUCUGUGCAUGACCUCUCUGCAUGCGCCAGGCCAGGGCCCCGUGCCGCAGCAUACGUGCCCGUUAACGAACCGGGACCCAUCAGCGUCCACAUGGCCACGUAUACACCUGCGUGGACACUCGGUUAUACGAACAUCCACCCCUACCGCCGACUUUUAUCUGAGCUCGAAACCGACGCAUCACCACUCGAUCCUCUUCCUAGCUCAGCCCCUCCUGCCCCAUCUACCGUCGUCGAGGACAAAUGGAUCAGCCGGCCUCAGGCUACCUUAGUGCCUGCUGGCCCCCUUCCCUUACCCUUGGAAGAGACCGGGUUCGAGUACCCCCUUGCGCAGGUCCGACUGGCGGUGAAUAUUCUCGGGCCAGAAGCUCAACAAUCUAUUCAUAUCAUCUCAGGCUCGCGCCGCUCCCUCGUAUACUGCACGCCGAUCAAUUCGAGGGAUGCCAAUCCCCCCAUCACUAAUCUCGAAGCCAUCACCGACGUCUGUCCUUGGCCCGCUCCUGAUCCUCGAUGGCCGCACGAUGCUGCUCGGAGGCAAGCUGCUUGGGAAGAGACCAAGAUGGCGACUGGCAUUGGGAGGCCGUUUGGUGGAUUGGCGAUCAGUCCUCAGGCCUGGCAAGAGAUGGAGCAUGGCGUAGCAUGCAUUGCUUGGGAAGAAUGGAGCGAUGUAAACGGGCACCGAACAGUGCCAGUCCCCGACGUCGAUAAUCUAUACCGUCUUCCGGAAUCCCUCCAGCCAGACACCUCAGGGUCAGAUGACUGCGACUGCGACAUGACUGGACCCUCAUCAGGACCGUUUCGUUUGACUACAGGUCCUACCAUCUUCCAGAUCGCCGGACUGGACUAUUGACCUUUCC
Stereum hirsutum FP-91666 SS1 is the source of this 3473-nucleotide messenger RNA. RefSeq lists its product as uncharacterized. NCBI's taxonomy places the organism in Eukaryota, Fungi, Basidiomycota, Agaricomycetes, Russulales, Stereaceae. Gene Ontology annotation, molecular function: protein binding. The transcript has 9 exons. The record is from RefSeq and is a predicted model, not a curated record. Bases 1472 to 3466 code for a protein of 664 amino acids.